GUCCUGAAUGACCUUCCGAUAAAGAAUUCAGAAUAGGAUUACAAUUUAAAAUUUUGGCGUCUGCAGCGAACUGUCUGCAUGUGCAUUCCCAUUAAAGUCUAAUCUGAGUAACUCCACCCUUCCUGUCUGCUCCACUGCGGCGGUUUUCAGCUUUCGGGAAGAGCAGGAGGAUCCGCGACUCAGUUCUGCGCUCAUACUGCUUUUGCAGCUGCUUGGGCAGCGGGGGGAGGCGCAGCUGUUCAUAGAACAGCCAGGCCGAGGAGUCAGUCACAUUCUUGGCUGGGAUUCAAUGACUCAACCAGACACAAACAAAUAGAGAGAGAGUUGAACUGUGCACCAAACGUUUUUAUACCAGGUACUUAGUGCCGUCCUGUUUUUCCACUGGAAUAAGAUUUCGUUGUCGAAGUGAAUGCUUUUUUUGGUCCCGGUUUCAGUACGCGGUGGGACUACUUAUUGUUUUAAUAUGAAGCAGUCGCUGGAAAGGGAAAAAUUUACCGACUCCGUGGCGCUUUUAGCUUUUGAAAGUGACACGAAGCUCCAGACUUCCUACAGACUUUUCUGAAUAUUUCCGUUGAGCUUCGUUGGCGUUUUUGUUUGAACUGAUAGGAAAAGUUUGAGCUUUUUUUUUUUUCCUUCUGUACUAGCGCUCACAACAAUAGAGAACAUGGAGGCAUUGUCAAGCUUCCGACCUCAUGCGGGACUUCAGCAAACUCUAAAGCAGUUCCACUUGAGCUCUAUGAGCUCGCUCGGCGGCCCGGCGGCUUUUUCGGCUCGCUGGCAGCACGACACGCCUUUCGACAAGCAGGGGAAGAAGAACACAGACCUGCCGCUGUUGCCUAGUCUGAGGAUCCAGGCGCCGUCGGUCCUGCCCGGGCCGCUGCUCGUCGCUGCGGAUCGCUCCACGGAGCGCUGCGAGACCGUGCUGGAGCGAGAGACCAUUUCGUGCUUCGUGGUGGGCGGCGAGAAGCGCCUGUGUUUGCCGCAGAUCCUGAACAGCGUGCUGCGAGACUUCAGCCUUCAGCAAAUCAACGCUGUUUGCGAUGAGCUGCACAUCUACUGCUCGAGGUGCACGGCUGAGCAACUAGAGAUUCUGAAAAUCAUGGGCAUCUUGCCUUUCUCGGCACCUUCGUGCGGACUCAUUACGCAAACAGACGCCGAGCGCCUGUGCAACUCCUUACUGCACGGCGGUGCACUACCACCGCGCCCCGACAAGGAGCUCGCGUGUUCCUCCUCCUCCUCCACCACCGAGCUCGAGUACACCGACCGGGCCUUUAAGGUGUACCACGAGUGUUUCGGCAAGUGCAAGGGUCUGUUCAUGCCCGAGCUGUACACAAGUCCGCACGCGGCGUGUAUUCAGUGCCUGGACUGCAGACUCAUAUUCCCCACGCAAAAGUUCGUGGUGCACAGCCAUAAGCGCUUGGAGAACCGGACAUGCCAUUGGGGUUUCGACUCCUCCAACUGGAGGGCCUACAUCCUUUUGGAUCAAGAUUACGCUGAGAAAGAGGAGAAGGCCACACUGCAGCAGUUUCUCAACGAAUUAAAGGGGAAAUAUGACCUCGGGAACAAGCACAAGAGCUUAUCUUUCAGGGAAUAUAGUCCCAUUCCAAACAAGAAGUCCAAACAGGAGCCUUCAUGUUCCCCAUCCGAUGACAAAGAAAAGCAAGUGGAAUGGUUACAGUGUCUGGCAACAUCUGCAAACAAGGAUCUCAAGCAGCUUCAGAUCAAGCAGAGGCCAUCGGCAUUUCGGCCAUGGUCUCCUAGAGUCCCAUCCACUGAGAGAGCAGCUCCCCAUCACAAGCAUGAGAAAUCACUACCCAAAAAUCCAGAGAGCUUGGCAUCAUCCCCAGUCACUACGCAGAAGAACAAGCAGCCAGAGCAGUCUGGUGCAGGAGGCUCCCAGCCUGGCUAUAACCCCAAGUCAAGGCCAGCCAAGUGCUGGCCAUCUGGCGAGGACCAUGCGCAGCCUGCAUCCUGCCUUGCUAAUCCCCCACAGUAUGACUCCAACUCAGAAGCAGAGAUCGAGGUAGACAACUUUGAUGAGGUGCCUUGCGGCCACACUUUUACUAAUGGAGUGGUUAUGGAGCGGUAUGAGGGCAGGCACAGACGUACAGCUGCCCCUGGCUCAGAACUUGAAGCAGUGCAGCAGAUGCUGUACAGCAACCUGAGCUCUAGAGAGGCCAGAGAGAAGUUCCUGCAGGAGAUUGUGCAUAUGCAAGUUGAACAAGAAGAAAAGCUUAUAGCAGCUUUGCAGGCCAAGCAUAGCCUUCAGCAGGAACUGGAGUUUUUACGGGUGAGUAAGAAGGGGCGGUUGCGGGAGGCCAUUGAGGCUAAGCGUAACCUGCGAAAGGAGCUUGAGCGGCUGCGCGCAGAAUGCGAGAGAAAGGUGCAUGAUGCCAAUGAGUCGUGUGGAAGACUGAAAAGGGAGCUGGAGCAUGAGCGGCAGAUGCACGUGUGUGACAAGGGCUGUGAGCAAAGCCAGCUGAGGGCCAAGUACUCUACCCAGAUAGAAGAGCUCCAGGUGAAGCUACAGCAAGCCGAGGCUGAUCGCGAUCAGCUGCGAGAGGAGCUGCUGCAAGAGCGUGAAGCUCGGCAAAGUCUGGAGCAAGUGGUGCUCCAGCUCCAGCAGCAGCUUGGCCAAAGCAACCAGAAACAAGGCCACCUUAGCCAACAGCAAUCGUAGCAAUCUGGAAGGACAUUGCAGAGUCGGAGGACACUUUGGAAAACAGCAUUACAGGAUUGCAUUACAGGUAUAUUUUUGGAGGCCUCAUUUUGAGAACAUGAGCAUGUGGUGGGGGAAAGAUUUAUGGGAGCAAGAUAUCUAAAUAUAUAUUAGCUAUACAUUUAUAGACAAUUGUGGCGAAGAUAUGAGUGGUGUGUGAACAUCAUUCACAAAGCUGGUCCCACUUACACAAAGCCCUGAUCUUAACCAUGAUGACAGUCCACAUGCUCUCAAAUCAGUGAAGAGGACACUCUAAGAAGGCAGCAUCAUAUGGGACUAAUACCCUCUCAGUUAGCUUCUUAAGCUAAUCCAUUGAAUUUAUAAUGUUAUAAGCUAUUUAACAAAGAUACUUGAAAAUAUAGUGAAAAUCGCUGCCAGGGAAAAAAGGAGAUUUUUCUGGUAGUGAGAUUACAGUAGCAGAUAGAUGACCUGAUCUAUAAAAAGGCAAAAAGCCAUUACAAAGCCAGAUUAUACACGAGACACACAUCACUACAUCUUAUGUUUAUGAUGCUUGUUUUUAUGUUCCAUUUUGUUUUAUCCAAAUAAUUUGCAUAAGCAACAGUGCUAUGUAAGUCAUGGGUGGGCUUUCAUAUAAACAUGAGUAGUUUCUCUCCCUCUCUCUCUCGCGCUCUUUAUAUUUUUUGAAUAUCUUUCAGUAUAUUUAAAACCCCUAUACUAUUAUUUUACAAAUUUAUUUUUGUCAACUCAUAAUUAUUCCUACUUCCAAUGUCUUUUGCAAGUAUUUUAUUCUGUAUGACUCUUGCUUCUGUUAAAAUGUACAGUAUUGUGUAGGAUUUGAUAAGUAUUUUGUGAACAGUGUUGCUGCAAUCUGUUUCAGAAGAACCAAAACCUGUUUUUGUCUGGUGCAUAAUCGGCGAUAGCAAAUCUCAUUCAAGUGUCCAUUUUAGUCACUGGUUCUUAGGGCUUGUUUAUGAAAAAAAUGUUUGACAAUAACAUUUUUACUUAUUUACAAAAUAUGUGUAUAUAUAUAUUUUUUUACUUUACCAAAAAGAAAUUGCACUU
This is a messenger RNA of Ictalurus furcatus (blue catfish), 3742 nucleotides long. RefSeq names its product v-ski avian sarcoma viral oncogene homolog b (gene skib). The coding region runs from base 665 to 2680 and encodes 671 amino acids. Gene Ontology annotation, molecular function: DNA-binding transcription factor activity, RNA polymerase II-specific; RNA polymerase II cis-regulatory region sequence-specific DNA binding; SMAD binding. Gene Ontology annotation, biological process: negative regulation of BMP signaling pathway. Lineage: Eukaryota; Metazoa; Chordata; Actinopteri; Siluriformes; Ictaluridae. The record is from RefSeq and is a predicted model, not a curated record. The transcript is spliced from 7 exons. Gene Ontology annotation, cellular component: nucleus.